UGGUGUGACAAAUACACAUUUAAUUCUUACCAGUUCCAAAAGAAAAAUCACAGAAGAGUUUAUAAACUAUGUCAUCUGAAAAGAAGUAACAUCUCAGAGAUUGUACAGUGGUUCUGGGACCUCCUCCUCCGGGGGUAGGAUGACCUUGGCAGGGUCGACCACGUUGGGGUCUAUGAGUGGACUGUAUACUCUCAGGAAGAAUACAUCCCAGCCUACUUUGCGCUUAAGUACCCCCCUACCCUACCCCCAUUCAUAGCUGGCUAUGUGACUGAGAGCUCUUUCAGCAUCUUGGUACAUUUUACGAUGUCCGAGCGCCAGCGAAUAGGCAUCACCUUCCUACAGUUCCUCGAGGAACACAACCUCAAGGAGGCUGAUCUGACCAAGGCGAGGGCCAAGGAAAUCUACAACAGCCAGUUUCGUCAAGCCCAGAACUUCGAGAGAAUUCCAAACUGUUCAUCCGUGCUGUACACGCUGAGUCGCAUGCGGAAGAUACACAUAGACACGGACAUCGUUCGCUUUGGUCCCAGAAGAUCGCCCUUCCAGAGGAAGAACCGACUUGCGGUGGACCAGUACAUAGGCCUGGCCCAGGCAAGGAAGUCUAAGGAAGCGAAGAAAGUUGCAGAGGACCAAAAGAAAGUAGAACAGCCUCCACCAGUUUUUUCUAACAGGAGACAGAGGGUGCAGCAUCUACUGAAAGGGCUGAAGACGAGAAGACUUGAGCUUGCUGAGAAUAAAGAGGAUGUGGAGGUGUUCACUGACCAUGAUGCUGAGGGAGGGGCCAUGCACAUCUCCCUACAGUCUGGGGAGGAGCUUAGGUUCAACAUCAACAUUCGCAACGCCAGCAACACUGAGAGUCUGCAGUUCUGUAGGUGUGAGCUCCUUUGCCGUGUUCGUGCAUUCCAGCUUAGUGACCAAGAAAACAUCAGCCAGGGAUUUGGACAGAAGACUGUUGAUCUUCAGCCAGGACAACAGUACACAGUAGAAGUGAAGUGCCUGGCGCGCUUUCUCGGACAGUACCGUGCUCCCGUCGCGCUGGAGUUCCGCCGGCCGGCCUCGGCGACACCAUUCCAUAUCGUCCGCAACCUGUCCGCCCGCGUGACCAACCAGAUGGUGGACGAGCUGCGUCCCAAGGUGCCGUACAAACACCCGCCCAGGGUCACCUUCAACAGGCAGAAGUUAAAAGUGGUCGACGGUGUGCCACUUCCUCCUGAGUCUCAGGGGCAGUUGGAGAAGGUGAUAGAGCUGGAGUCCUUCCCCGUUCCUCCUACCCUGAGACGUCUUAUUAACCGAGGACUUGUGGAGAAGGAAGACAUGCCAGAACCUGACAAGACGGACCUGCACAUCACCAAGGCUCUGCUGGAGAACAGCAUGACCAUCGACACGCUGUCUCCUCGCUUCUCCUGCCUGCUGCACAUGGAGGAGGUACAGAUGGAGGUGGACAUACGGCGAUAUGACAUGCAGGGGGCUGUCAUGACUCGCAGCGGAAACAUGCUACAGCUCAAGGUACCAGGUCUUGCAGAGAAUCGACCCUCCGUGUUGAGGGGAGAUUUCUUGUUUGCCCGGGAGAGAGGGCCAGACGGAGUGGGCAACUUGGAGUUCAAGGGUUAUGUUCACCACAUAGAACGGGACUGUGUCAGCCUGGGCUUCAACUAUCGGUUGUUGGACAAGUUUAUUGACGGGAUGAAGUUCGACGUUCGCUUCACGUUCAACCGCCUGCCGCAGCGCCUACAGCACCGCGCUGUCCAGCUGGCCGAGGAACACAGCCUGGGGGACGUGCUGUUCCCCUCGCUACAGACAGCAGGGUCAAAGGGCAUACUGCACCCUCCCACGGAACAGCUCAAGCUGUAUGACCGUGCUAUAGAGGACAAUGCUGAACAGUACCUCGCCAUACGUCACAUCGUCGCAGGCUCAUCCCGCCCCGCUCCAUACCUCCUGUUUGGUCCACCAGGUACCGGCAAGACUGUCACCCUGGUGGAAGCCAUCAAACAGGUUCUGAAGUGCCUUCCCAGCAGCACGGUGCUGGCCUGUGCCCCCUCCAACAGCGCUGCUGACCUGCUGACACAGCGCCUGCUGUCCCACAUCCCCGCAGCACAGCUCAUCAGGCUGAAUGCUCUGUCACGCGCCUGGGAUAAUGUGCCUUCUAACAUCAAGAAUGUUUGUAACUAUGACCGGCUGACUGGCAAGUACAGCUUCCCUGCUAAACAAGAGCUGCAGAAGUACAAGGUGCUGGUCACCACACUGGUCACUGCUGGCAGGCUUGCUUCAGCCAACUUCCCCCCAGGCCACUUCACCCAUGUGUUUAUCGACGAGGCUGGCCAUGCUGUAGAGCCUGAGUGCCUGAUCGCCCUGGCAGGACUUCUGGACUUUCACACUCCAGACGGAGGACAGCUAGUUCUGGCCGGGGACCCCAAACAGCUGGGACCAGUCCUCAGGUCACCGUUUGCAGUACAGUUUGGACUUGACGUGUCUCUGCUGGAGCGAUACAUGAUGACCUGUGACCUCUACCAGCGGAAGCCCGUUGCUCCGGGAAGCCACGCCGUGCCCUACGACCCCCGCUUCGUCACCAAACUCCUCCGCAACUACCGCAACCACCCGGCCAUCCUCCGCCUGCCCAACAUAGCGUUCUACGACGGCGAGCUCAUACCGUGUGCCGAUAAGCUCGCCCGCGAAUCUCUCUGUGAUCUGGAUCUUCUCCCGAAGAAGGGCUUUCCGAUCGUCUUCCACGGAGUGGUCGGAGAAGACUUGCGGGAGGAGCGGAGCCCGUCGUUCUUUAACCCAGAGGAGGUGGUGACCGUGCUGAGGUACACCAGGGACCUGCUGGACGCCAAGGGACUCGGCAUCAAGAUCACUGAGAAGGAGAUCGGGAUCAUAUCACCCUACAGGAAACAGGUGAACAAGAUACAGCGGAUGAUGAAGGCACAUCACCUGAGCAACAUCAAGGUGGGAUCAGUGGAGGAGUUCCAGGGAGAGGAGAGGCGCAUCAUCAUCAUCUCCACAGUCCGCAGCAACCCGGACUUCCUCCCCAUGGACGUGGACUUCAAACUGGGCUUCCUUAGGAACCCCAAGAGGUUUAACGUCGCCAUCACUCGCAGCAAGGCCCUGCUGAUUGUAGUGGGAAACCCCAACGUUCUGAGCAGAGACCAGCACUGGAACAGUUUCCUGGAGUACUGCAUGAGGAACGGUGCGUAUGUGGGGUGUGACUUCCAGAGUGCAGAGGACGAAGCUGAGGAGAUCACACAGAGGCUGGCAGCUGUGGGGCUGGAUGAUCAAGAGCCAGAGAAGGACAAUGAUGAUGAGAAGAAGGAGGAGGAAGCAGAAGAGGAAGAGGAUUCAGAGGACAGUGAUGGAGACUGGGAGAAGAUCGAGAUGAGUGCCGCAGAGCAGUUUGUCCAGCCUUCCUGGGGGGCAGGCUACUGAUGGAACAGCCUUCCCAGAAGGAGUGAAGACGAAAGAUGGAAUGGCCGUAGAAGAUGGAUGAUGGGCUAGAAAAGAAGGAAAGAAUUGAGCAAGAGAAGAGGUAGAGAAUUAACAUAAUUUCCUGGUUAACAUUUUCAAAUGUUGAGUCAUCCACUGUUGAUUUUGGUGGAAGAUAUGUGAUAGUUGUGUCAGAAAUCUUUACAUGCAGUUAGUUUCAAUCAUAAAAUGCUAUCACAAACGCCUACAUGUAUAGCAGCAUGGGAUAAGAAAAACCACACACACAAAAAAAAUCAUGAUUACACACAGUCAGAAGUUUGCCAUCAGUUGGCCUUGUUGGUACAUGGAGAAUGAUCGUUAUCGCUUCAGGCAUCUGCAAACAUUUUUGUGUCUGCCUUUGGCAGUUGACAUGAUAUUUAACCGUGUUGAGCCCCAACAUAUCAUCACUGGGAAGGGUUGUUGACAGAAAAGACCAGGCACUAUGUCAGGUAUGUCUGAGACAUCGGUGAAGUCUACCGCUCAGACGAGUCUAAGUCCUGACCUGGGCUGCCAAGCUCUAGCCUCCAUAGCAUGCCAAAAACUGGGGGUUUGGGGGUCUUCAGGGUCUUUGGGAGCUCUUAUGUGUUAUUUUCUGAUUCCAUAUACUACAACAUAGCUGGCCCAGUUGAAUUACCCCUGUUUUUAGAAUCGGGCUAAACAAAAAACAGCUGAAGACAAACCCCCAGUUCUAUAGCCUGCUAUGAGGCUAGGGUGCCAAGCUCCAUAUCAGGGCACGACAAGGUCAUAUUUGCACAUCGAAGGUAUAUUUGUACAUCGUCUUACCUGCUGGCAUAAAUAAGCAGAAAGAAUCCAAUGGAAUUCAGAAAAUUUAGCAAAUAUAGUUUUAGUCACUGUCAGUGUGUGAAGCAAAAAUCUUUGACUUGCAGAAGUUUAACUUUUACAAUCAUGGUGAUGUUGAAACAAAACAUUCUUUUUAAACCCAAACAUGUCUGAUUUUUAAACAAUACGUGGUUGUCAUUGCUAGGGCAUUUUGCCGUAUUUUUAGAAUUGAGAAUUUGACAAAAAUGCUGAUAGUCAAAAGGCAGGUGUAGAAAUGAUUGUCGUUUACUGUCUAAUUGAUGGGUAUUGUACGGAUGUUGGAUUGCUGAGUGCCAUACAUUUUGUAGUAAGGCCACAACAAGUAAAUUUUAUGGAUGACGUCCUUUGGGGCCCCUAAAUCUAAUGCGAGAGGGCAAAAAA
Messenger RNA from Branchiostoma belcheri (Belcher's lancelet), 4653 nucleotides. Its product is annotated as putative helicase MOV-10. The record is from RefSeq and is a predicted model, not a curated record. NCBI's taxonomy places the organism in Eukaryota, Metazoa, Chordata, Leptocardii, Amphioxiformes, Branchiostomatidae. Gene Ontology annotation, molecular function: RNA binding; 5'-3' RNA helicase activity; ATP hydrolysis activity.